AUGAAGGAUGAUUUCUUCAUCAAAAUUGAAACCUGGCACAAACCAGAUUUAGGUGACCAAGACAAUGUAAGUGACGGGAAUGAAACGCCACGUUUUAUCCACAGAACCAGGGUGCCCAAGUCCUGCUGAAUUUUACUCUCUAUUAAUAGAAAGACCGUGGACACAGAUGCACUGUUUUAUUAUUAGGGUGGUGGUGGUAUUUGAUUAACCAGAAUUUUUUCUUUCUGCAAAAAGAAAAUAUUUUGUAUCCGGAAAAGUUGUUGUUAUUUAUGUCACUUAUGAGUUGCUUCCUGUGAGGCAUCUUGAAGUGAUUUACAAUACAAUGGCAUAUAUAAAAUAGUUGCAUAUGUAAAAACAACUGAAUACAAAAGAAACACAAAAAAUAAACAUAAAAAUGCUUUUAAAAUAACACCACAUACAGGAAAUCAGUUCAGAUCCAGGACAGAUACCAGCUGAGAUAAAUAAUUUAGACUUUGUUAAGGUUCCAUUGCAUAUAUAAUAAGAAAUAAAGCACUUAUUCUUGCAGAGAUCUUGAAAGCACUUUAGAGGAGACUGUAUGGAACAGAAACAUGCUUUAGCAUUAGCUAUUGGAUGCAGUUUGGGGUUACAGAGGUCUUUUUCUCUUCUAAAUGACUGAAAUAUUUGGCAGUAUUGAGGGAUGCAAUCUUAAGGUAUUAAACUUUCUGUGAUUUUUACUGAAGCAAAUCUGGGUUACAUAUGUUAUUGUUAUUUAAUUUCUAUACAGUCAUGAGAAAAUUGAAUUCUGUGGUUUUACAUAUGAAGACAUAUCAAUCAUCUCUUUUUAAGCAGAUCUUAAAAUUAGGUAACUACAACCUCAGAUGAACAACAACACAUAACUAAUUACUCCGUGUCAUGAUUUAUUUAGCAAAAAUAAAGCCAAAAUGGAGAAGCCAUGUGUGCAAAACUAAGUACACCUUAUGAUUCAAUAGCUUUUAGAACCACAUCUAGCAGCAAUAACUUGAAGUAAUCAUUUUCUGUAUGACUAUAUCAAUCUCUCACAUCGUUGUGGAGGAGGUUUGGCCAACUCUACUUUACAAUUUUGCUUGAGUUCUCUGAGGUUUGCUGGCAUUUGUUUAUGCACAGCUCUCUUAAGGUCCCAUCCAAAUCUUGUGUGUUUUGAUGUAAAAUACAUUAUUAUUGUUAUUAUUAUUAUUAAAUUGAACACAUUGAUUGCCUAACACUCGUUGUCUUUAGGCCAGUACAAAGCAUAUAUCAUAAUACGGAAGCAUAUUAAAAAGUCAACAAAGCCCAAUCAAACUUUCAGUGCUGGCGACUCCCAUUUUUGUUUUGGUUGAGGACAUAAAAGCUCUUAUCUCUGCCAGGUCCACAGCCUCGAUGCGGAAACUUGGAAAGAUGUUGAGGUGGUCCAUAUAGAUGUCGCUGAUCGGACGCAAGUGUCAGAUGACGUAAGAGGCAACCUUGGUUUUUGUUUGGCAGUUGGAAGAGUGUUUGGCAAAGGUUAACAUGACACAGAAGGCAGGGGAAUUCUGGGAAGGAAAGCGCCCUUCCAGCCGUCUGCUUUUGAUAGGAAAGAAGGAUCCCUUUGUGGCUCUGGAGUGUGAAAGCCGUGAGCACAAAGGGAAUCUUUUUGGUUACUGUAGCAUCUGCAAACACCCUACUUGGAACUAUUUGUUCUUUUGAAUCACUCUAGAUUGGGAGAGCUCAGGAGAACAGUAGCCCAGCGAUUCUAGGCUGCAGCUAUCCUGUCCACAACUACCUGGCCUUCAUUUCCACACACAACUCGCUCCUCUUCCUUCUCCCUCCUUUAUCCCCCCAACAUUGACAGAGAAAGGAAGUUUGCUAAUAUCUGGCCAGGCUCCAUAUUGUGAUCUCAUUUGUUCCUUCUGGCCCAUGGCCUACAGAAGGGAUGAAAGGAGAUCCCCCACUCUGAGUGAGGAGAGGCCCCUGAGUGGAGAGCUUGUCUCUGAGCAUAUGCUGAGCACUUUCUCUUCGCUACCAAGUGACUAGUCUGUUCUCUCUACAUCCUUAGAACAAAGGUAACAGUAGUGGUGGCGACGGCUGGUACCACUAAAACCACAUUGUUGCUCAACUUUUUGCAUUGCUUGUAGUAUCCAAAAUAGUACCCUUUUGCUUUCAGUGCUGGCUCUUGGAUUUUAGAUGCUAUCAGGCCCUGUUUUUGUGUCAAGAGGAAUCUGCCCUUUCUGACUGCUUUUCUACCUGCUGAACAAAGAUCUUCAUGGCAUUUAUCCAUCUCUGCCCCCCUGUAUCUCAUACUGCUGACAUUCUCAUCUCUGCUCUCUUAUCUUUCAGGAUUACAAGCCAGAUGAAGACCCGGCUCUUUUCAAAUCACUGAAGACGGGCAGAGGGCCUCUUGGCCCUGACUGGAAGGUACGUCCAGUCCCCUGUCUUGUAAUUUGUUUCAAGACGCCUUAUGGGAUGCAAUUCAUAAAUGAAAUAAUAGAAAAAUGGAUGAUAGCAAAACAUGCGAACCAGCCCGUAAGUGUGUCCUGCUCCCUCCCAUCCAUACAAUCUCGGGCCUCUUCGUUGUUCUGAAGACAGGCUUUGGCGAUGGUAGUGUGACCCCAGGGGUCUGCUGGUUUCAUCUUAGCAAAGCAAAAUGUGCGCUUGCUGUGGCACCAGACCCAAAAGAUGAGUCCGUGACCUUUUAGUCAUGGCAGGAAGAGAGAAAGCAAGUGUUGCAGUGGUCACUGGGUGUACGAACCAGCUGUAGGAUUUUUUGGAGCGGGGAUGGGUCUUAUCAAUACUGGUAGGUGCUGUACCCAGCCCCUUCUAUAAAUGCUGCCAGGGCUGGGGCUGUGAGAGACAUAAACAGCAGUCACUCCAUGCCCUUACCCAUGUGGAAUUAACACCCAUCUUGCUUCUACAGCCAGAAGAUUCAGCUGCAGAAUGGCAUUUGUAGGAACUUUGGAUAAAAAGGGGAGGGGCGAAACUUAGAAUAAUUAGGGCAAAGGCGUCUGUAUCGCUGUCUGUUCUAUUGCGUUUUAAAUACAUUGCAAGCCGCCUCGAGAACUUUGGUUAGUAGGCAUGGUGUAAAUACUUCUAAAUGAAAUAUAAAAAGGGGGUAAAUCUCUUUUUCAUCCCUGCAAAUCCCCCUCAGAUGUUUCACCUAUAAGAGAAGUCUCCACAAGUUUGCUUUGAAACUUCAGCGGCAACUCCAGGCCUAAUCUUCCUGGCUUCUUCCUUUCUCCCCCUUCCCCUUCCCCCCUAUCUCCCGUCCAUUAGCGGGAACUAGCCAACAAUGAAGAUUGUCCCCACAUGUGUGCCUACAAACUUGUGAGUGUGAAGUUCCGCUGGUGGGGUCUUCAGGGCCGAGUGGAAAAAUUUAUCCAAAAGGUAAGAACAGGCUGAGGCUGCUGGCUCUGGUCUGCGUUAGAGCUUGCUUGGAUAGUAACAGAUGGCAGAGCAAUAUUAGCAAAUGGGAUUUGAGACUUUCUCCAGCGUUGUUGAGGUUUUUUUAGGGGCGGGAAGAGGUGGGGGUAAAAAAACCCAUCUUGAGCUUGAUCUGCAGAAUGCAACCCAGGGACUUUUCCCCUCAAAGAGAGAGCGUAGACCAUUAUCCCCACUUCAAGGUCUCUUGCAUUCUUGUCAUCCUGUUUUCUUGAAGCCUUUCUUCUCUUCCUACAGCAAGAAAGACGCCUCUUUACCAACUUCCAUAGGCAGCUAUUUUGCUGGUUGGACAAGUGGGUGGAUUUAACCAUGGCUGACAUUCGACGGAUGGAGGAAGAGACACAGAGGGAGCUUGAUGAGGUAUUUUGGGGCAGAGGACCAGGUUUGCGGGUGCAAGGGGCACUUGGUUUGGGUUGUGAGAGCUUCUCUUACUUGUGCUUGAACUCUUGUGGGUGGAAGGCCAGAAGUACAGUGGUACCUUGAGUUACAGACGCUUCAGGUUACAGACUCCGCUAACCCAGAAAUAGUACCUUGGGUUAAGAACUUUGCUUCAGGAUGAGAACAGAAAUCGCGCGGCAGCAGUGUGAGGCCCCAUUAGCUAAAGUGGUACCUCAGGUUAAGAACAGUUUCAGGUUAAGAACGGACCUCCGGAACGAAUUAAGUACGUAACCAGAGGUACCACUGGACAACUUUCCCUGUCACUGGGUCUGAAAGGAUGGCUUUGCCCAUACAAGCCUGAUCUCUGAGAUCAUUUACGGGUGGCCUGCUUCAGAUGCCAAGGUUGUCAGAGAGUAAGGCGGAUGGUGUCCAGCAGCCAGGCCUUUUCUUUUCAUGGCUUCCUUAUUGUGAAACUCCCUUCCCAAAAAGGCCUUCCAUGGCCAGCUCAGUUCCCACUUGUAGAAGCUUAGUUAAAACCCUUUCCUGUUUGUAUUCCCGCAGCUAGUCUUGAGGCUUUGUUGAUUUCAAUGAGCCGAGUUGCUACGCAGAUCUGCCAGGCAGGAUUUUUCAAAAAAUCGCUGCCACUGUUCCAUUGAGUGAUGAUCGGUACUCCUGUUUUAUAUUUGCUGUCCCUAUGGCACACUUGUUGUAGUAGGUGCAGAUCCCCUGACAAGAGGAGGAGUUUCCAACUAGGGCAUAGGUUUUAUUUAGUCGAUGUGGUUUUGAUCCACUAAUAUAGAAGCGGGAAACCCUGAUUCGAAUCCUGAAACGUGAAAAUUGCCAAUGGCGGACCCCAUCUUGGGAGAGGCAUUCCCUCUUCAGUCUCUCACAGGAGGGGACUCCACUUCCAAGACAUAUGCCAUCUAAAACUUAUAGGUAUCUAUGCACCCUAUACAUAGGCCAUCUAAAAUCAGGUAUACUUUUUUCCCUUCUUCAAAAGCAUUUAGUCAUAUGCAAAUUUAUGUAGAUUUGGUUGUUUUAAAACUCAGUUGAUCUGCUUAAGGGUGAGAGAAGCUUUGGCCCUUCAUAUGUUCCUGAACUACAACUCCCAUCAGCCCCUGCAAGCAUCACCAGUGGUGAGGAAUGAUGGGAGUUGUAGUUCAGCAGCAAAUGGCGCACCAAAAGUUCCCCACAGAGGCACGAAGAUUUCCACAAUUGGGUGACAGUCCUAUAUGAUAUUAAUGUGGAAGAAGAUAUUUUGGUAGGCAUGGGUUUUUUCCACUGCUGUAAGAGAUGCGCUGCAAAAAUCCCCUCUUUUAAAAAAUUUUAACUGUUAAUGUGCUUACCAUUGUUUCCUCAAUUUGUAGUUUUUUAAUGUCUGUAAAUGUAUAGUUACAUAAAUACUUUAUGCUUCUGUAAACAUAUUUUAUAUAUUUGUAAAUAUCUACCUUUCUAUUUUUUGAUGAUUAAAACCUUUUUCUAUACAACUUUUACAAAAUAUAUAGGAGUCCUGCCCUUAUUUGAAUCUGUUCCUCCUUAAAAGAAAAGGGAGGAAAAACUGGUACAUACAAGUGUUUUGUUUAUAGAUAGAUCCCAUUUUGCACUUUGGGAUUAAAUGUGGUUCCUGUCUUGCCCAGAGAGUAUUAAAUAUGCUUUGAACCCUCAAACCCUAUAAUGUUUGGUAAUAUGCUGAUGCAUUUAAAUGCAAUUGUAAUUGAUUAUUGAUUUUUUUAAAAAAACUUUUUUAAUUUAUUGGCAAAUCUUUCUGGCAAGGCCAUGUGGAAGUAAACAGAGCCAGUACUACCACCAUGUAAGACUUGGAAGUUACCCAGCUGCUGAAGGAUCUUGUUUUGUUGCAGAUACGCCAGAAGGGCACUGUGAGAGGAAUGACUGCAGGGGACGAAUGA
Molecule: messenger RNA, 5675 nt
Organism: Podarcis lilfordi (Lilford's wall lizard)
Lineage: Eukaryota; Metazoa; Chordata; Lepidosauria; Squamata; Lacertidae
Source: the annotation of a GenBank genome assembly